GAAAAUCAAGUCGUCCAAUCAGAGUGGGCGGAUCCAGGAAGAGUAACCCAUUCAAGGCAGUUGACAGGAAAAAACAACUUCCUCAUAAUUCAUUACACGCGUUUUGUCGAACAAAUGUACGAGAAAUUGCAGGAAAACUUCAUAUAGAAACGAUGGGAUACAUGACAGUUGAGGAGCACACUGGCACUCUGCUCCACUUGAAGAGAUCCCCGGGCAUUCGUUCAUGGUCUCUUCUGGUUGGUAUAGCAUCUAUUGGGUUGGCAGCUGCAUACUACAGCUCAGACAGCAUCCUGUGGAAGCUUUUCUAUGUGACCGGCUGCAUGUUUGUGGCCAUACAAAACAUGGAGGAAUGGGAGGAGGCCAUGUUUGACAAAACCAAGAACCGGAUCGAGCUCAUCACCGUAAGCUUGUAUGCUUCUGUCCUGACGUUGUGGAAGAAGGGACAUGAGAAAGUUGUGCUGGAUUUGACACAGUUAUGCGAUAUCUGCGUACAAGAGGAGAGGGUACGAUAUCUUGGGAAGGGCUAUGUGCUGGUGUUGCGACUCGCAACUGGCUUCUCCUACCCCCUCACUCAGAGUGCCACUCUGGGGGGCCGCAGUGAUGUGGAGGCAGUUGCUGCGCUGCUGAAACGCUUCUUAGUGCUGGAAGAGCUGCAGGGACGCAGGCAAGAGGAGGAAGAGAGAGCGUUCAUAGGGGAAGAAGACUCUUUGGAUGAAAGCAGUGAUUCCGACGAUGAAACUGAUAAAAUAUGAUCUAUAUUCGCUUGCAGCCUUCCUGCAAAUGAAUCAUGGGCAUUCUGGCAUUGCUAAGCCAUUACUGAGGAUGGGCUGUGAAAGAUGACACCAAAUAUUCAUUCUGUUUAAGUGUAAGAGUCUAGGGAAGCUACAGUAAAACGUUUUUAGCAUCUCCAUGUACACUAGAAUGGAAAAACAUACACGUUAAGUUUGCUUAAACAAGUUCUCAGAUAUGUGGGAGGGGGAAAGAGACCGUCUUUCACUGUUACUAAAUGCAGCUUUCUGAACAACCUCUUUUUAAGUAAUUACUGCCUUUAGAAUACACUCUAGAUUACAGAUUUACUGUGCCUUCCAAGUGAUAAUAGAUGUUUAUGUGCAGUGAAAGUCAAUGGGAAGUGUCUUUCUCACAGUUUUCUGGACCACCCAGUUGAUAAUCACAUUUUUUUGCAUGUUUUUAUUCACACCCAGGCCACAAACUGAAAACUGUAACCAGGCAUGAAGGAUUUUAAUGUAAAAUAUUUGGACUGUUAACAUUUUAUAUACCUUUUUUUGAACUUGAGACUGAAACACUUGGGUGAUUUAAAUUAUUUCUUUCUUGACUGAAUCAGGGCUCUGGCAGAUGAUGAAUGUUGAUGUGCGCUGCUUAAAAGAAAAAUCUGUUUGUUGAUUUCAUUUACUUUUUUAUUUUGUAGUUUAUCACAUUUGCAAGUAUGGUAUAAAGGUGUUUUGUAUAAA
Molecule: messenger RNA, 1469 nt
Organism: Solea senegalensis (Senegalese sole)
Lineage: Eukaryota; Metazoa; Chordata; Actinopteri; Pleuronectiformes; Soleidae
Product: cytochrome b-245 chaperone 1 homolog
Exons: 6
Coding region: 153-752 (199 amino acids)
Source: RefSeq, a predicted model, not a curated record